UUGGGCUAGGCUAGCUUGCAUUUGUAUCGCAACUCUUAAACAUUUUCAGAAUUCCAACGACAGAAAAUUUGUGUUUGUCGGGUUACCCGUGUUCUAGAAAGUACGAAUUUUAUUCUUUCACGUCCUUGGAUCUCGGCGUAUACAUAUCUCUGAAGAAAAGGAUUUGAUCUGUAUUUGUGAUUCAGAUGCUGACUCAAAAAUUUGUUACCAAUGGCCUUGGAAAAAUUCAGCACAUGGAUUUUUUACAUUUCAGUUCUCCUUGUUAUUGCCACUAUGUAUACAGUUGCAUUUGUAAACAGAAAAGAGUUAUCAGUACAUGAAGUGCUCACUAACUUGGCUUAUGACAAUAUCACAAAAACCAUCUUUAUUGGAGGUGAAAAUGUGCUAUUGAAAGCAUCAGAAAAUUUAGCAGAACACAAAAGGCAAGCCACUGGGCCCAACCUGGAUUAUGUAGAUUGUUAUCAUGACCUGGGUGGAACUUGUGCUGGGGAGAAUAGAAAUAAUGUGAACAAACUGCUGCUGAUAGACAGUAGUAAAAGACGUCUUAUAGUCUGUGGAAGCUUCAAUCAUGGAGUUUGUCAGAUACGAAGUUUAGACACACUAGAAGUAGAAACAAAUGGCACUGACUAUGUUGUGUCAAGUGUACCCUUACAAGCAGAAGCACUGAUAACACCAUCUGUGAAAAGUUCAGGAACACGUGCAAUUUAUGUUGCAACUUCUUGGGACAAGAAAUAUUUUAAAAAUCCUUUGAAUUUCUUAAACCCAGCUUUAUCAACUCGUGUUAUUGAUGAGUUAAUGAAUAUCUUUAAACCUGUGAAGGAUGAUAGCUCUAAAAGCUAUAUUCAGUACAAAGAAAAUGUAGUAUAUUAUGCAAAAUUUAUUUAUGCAUUUUCAGCUGGUAUUUUUAAUUACUUUGUGUCUGUGCAGCAGACCACUGAAUCUUAUAAAAAAUGUAAUGGUGCAUGUUCAGUUGAUCAAGCAAUAUUCAAGACAUUUAUAGUUCGUGUCUGUCAAGAAGAUGAAGUCUAUGCAUCUUACAUGGAACUGCCACUUGACUGCAAAGGGUCAAAUGGAACAUCUUUCAACAUAGCACAGUCCGCUUAUCUCACAAAAGCUGGAGAUGGCCUAGCAGUUGAUGGAUCUGAAGAUGUGCUGGUUGUUACAUUUUUCAAGGCUGACCAAGGUUGGAGUGGACCUUCGCAAAGCUCUGCUGUGUGUAUAUUUUCAGUAAAAGAAAUCAAGACAGCUCUGGUGUCCAACCUAAAGAACUGUGUGAAUAACGCUCCUGACGAAGAGAUUAGCCUUCCAUGGUUUCCAACACAUGUUUUGGCAUGUGAAAAGGAGCAAUCUACUCCAACAAUAACAGAGAAUUUCUGUCCAACUAGCACGUUUUAUGCCUAUCAUCCAUUUCGUGGAAAAACGCCUUUGACUAAAAGAUCUGUGAUGCAAUAUGAGAAAGGAAUGUUAACUGCUGUUGCUGCAAUGCCAUAUUACAAUCAUACAGUUAUUUUUGCAGGUACUGACAGUGGUCAGCUUCUCAAGUUUUCUGUGGAAGAUGAACAACAGCAAGUGGACCCUUACAGUGAGUUGAAAAUCAGCUCUGAUGAAGUGCGUCGGAUUAUAGUAACCAGUAACCAACAACAUUUGUACAUCCUCAGUAAACACAAGGUGACGAAAUUACCUGUUGAAGACUGCAGUACUUCUGAAUCUUGUGAUAGAUGCACAAAACCUAAUGACCCAUUCUGUGGCUGGUGUACAUUGUACAAGAGAUGUUCUCAGAAGACUAGCUGCCCUAGUGCUGAUGCACAUCCACUGCGAUAUGUGACAGAGCCAUCCAACUGUCCACUAUUUGCCUCUAUCAGUCCUGAAAAAGUUCCCCAUGGUCCAAGUAUUGAACUGACCGUAAAGGUAUCCAAUGUGCCACCAUUAGCAGGAUUGAAGUGCUUUGUAAAUGGGAAAGAACAGAAACCAACAACUGUGGGCCCAGGAAAUGAACUAAAGUGUCAAACACCACCGGAGAAAGAUUUGCCAAGUAUUACAAGUGAUACAGGUGACGUAUGGGUGGAUCUUGCCCUCUACUCUACUGAGUCGCAGCUGUUAUUCCUUGUUAAAAAGCUAGCAUUUUAUAGCUGUCCUGCAAUUAAGGGAUGCAUAAAUUGUGCAGAAGGAAACUACUCUUGCAACUGGUGCACAUAUCUUGGGAGAUGCACCAGUAACAGCAGUGUGGACUGUCAAGGGGAAUUUAUAAUGCCUCCACAGGAACGAGCUGCUGAUUCCAAGGGUUGCCCCCAAAUAAUAGCUGACAAGUCACUUUUUGUUCCUGCACAAGUUAACACCAGCAUUAGUGUGCCUGCUAAAAAUCUUCCUCCAGAAAAGGGUGUUGCCUCUUACAAAUGUGUUGUAACAGUUGAUGGAUCAAGGAAGACAUCAGUGGCCUAUCGAAUUAGUGAUACAGAGUUAAAGUGCUCUCCUUUGGAAUAUUUCUACAAAGCAUCCAUCAAGAAACAGGAGGUGAAAUUAGAAGUGAUCUUUAGGAAUUCAGAUGUCCUGUACACGCCAAAUACUUUCAAAGUGUAUCUCUACAAGUGUUGGGUAUCCAUAACAGACUGUAGCAGCUGUCACGUGGAAGCUGAUGCAGAUUAUCAAUGUGGGUGGUGCAAAUCUGUUUCAAAAUGUGUUGUACAAAAAGCUUGUGGAGAAGGUGGAGCGUGGAUUCCACCUACAUCACGGUGCCUUACAAAACCCAACAUUUCUAAGGUAUGGCCAUUAACUGGUCCAGUGACUGGAGGAACAGAGAUAGAAAUCCAUGGAUCUGACCUUGGAAAAAACUUUGAUAACAUAAAGGAUUCUGUCAUGGUGGCAGGCAUGAAAUGUUAUCCUGACCAAACCAAAUAUCAACCCUCAAAAAGGAUUUUUUGUAACACAUCAAAUAGUACUGGACCUUUGAGUGGUCCAGUUUCUGUGAAGGUCAAUAAAAUCGAAGGAAAGUCAAAGCAGCUUUUUUCCUAUCAGAUCCCAGAGCCAAUAGAUUUUAAUCCCAAGAAGGGUCCUAGAUCUGGAGGCACAACUGUAAAAAUAGCUGGUCUGAAAAUGAAUACAGGGAGACACAUUACAGCUAUGGUUGCUGGCCGAAAGUGUGUUGUUGACAGAGCUAAGGUGACAAAUAACAGCAUAUCGUGUACAAUUAGCAGAGCAUUUAGUAGAAGGAAAAGAAAUGCAGUAAAUGCCAGUACAGGUGUCACAGUAUCAUUUGACGGUUUUACUCCAACUGGUCCAAGGGGAAUAUUUGUAUUUACUCCUGAUCCUACAGUUACAUCUAUUGAGCCAGAUGAAGUUUUUUUUGGUGGAGGCCUGAUGUUGCGCAUCAGUGGCACCAAUUUGGACACCAUUCAGAAACCAAGAAUGUAUCUCGCAUAUUUUUCACCCAAUGGAACUACUAAAUUGAAUAUCACUGUUCAGGAAUGUGAAUCAAAAAGCAGCACAUUGAUGGAAUGUCUAAGUCCAAAAGUACCAGAUUUUGUGGGAAAUGUGUCAAAAGUGCAGGUUCAGUUUUUAAUGGAUGCUGAUAUACCAUUGCGUUCAAACUACACAAGUUUAACAAUGAUUCCAAAUCCAUUCUUUGAGCAUUUUGAAGAUAAUCUCUUUGUGCUGAAGACAGAAAACCUUAUCCUUGAGGGUGGAAACUUACAAGACGAACUAAGAGAACAAAUCUUUGUGACUGUUGGAAGGUUAGCUUGCAAGAUAACAAGUGUUGACAAGACCCAGCUAGUUUGUCAUGUGCCUUCUGAAGAUAGCCAUUCCCCACAAGCAACUGAUGGACUGUAUCCUGUUAAGGUUGUUGUUGGCUAUCUAGAUUUUCCUUUGGGUAAUCUUGAGUACUUUAAAGAGGAGGAGAGCAAGGUUAUUCCAAUUGAAGUUUGGAUUGGAGUGGGUGGUGGAGUUCUUCUUAUUUUCAUCAUUGUUGUCAUUAUUGUUUGCUGCAAUCGCCGUUCUCGUCGUAAAAAGACAAAAACUAUUAAAAACCUCGAGGUGCAGAUGAAUAAUUUAGAGUCCAAAGUUGCUAGAGAGUGCAGGGAAGCUUUUGCUGAACUUCAGACAGAUGUGACAGAUUUGACAAGUGACCUGUCUAGUUCAGGAAUGCCAUUUUUAGAUUUCCGCAUGUAUGCAUUGCAUGUGUUGUUCCCUGGUUUAGGUGAUCACCCUGUGCUUCACAAGAACAAGGGCAUUCUCACAGAAAACUGGGAGAAAGGACUUCGACAAUUCUCCCAACUAAUCUUCAAUAAAAAAUUUCUUUUGGUAUUCAUACGGACCUUGGAGUCACAAAAUACCUUUCAGAUGAAAGACAGGUGCAAUGUUGCAUCUUUGUUGAUGGUGGCUCUGCAAGCUAAGAUGGAAUAUGCUACUGACAUACUAAAGGAGUUACUCUGCGAGUUGAUACGCAAGUCAGUUGCAAAGAGUCAUCCAAAGCUGCUACUAAGGAGAACUGAGUCUGUUGCAGAAAAGAUGCUAACCAACUGGCUGGCCUUCUGUAUGUAUGAUUUCCUCAAGAAUGAUGCCGGAGAGCCAUUGUUCAUGUUGUUUAAAGCACUGAAACAACAAACCGAGAAAGGACCAGUAGAUGCAGUCACUGGUGAGGCAAGAUAUUCACUUAGUGAAGACAAACUUCUCAGACAAGCUCUGGAGUUUAAGCCUCUAAAUGUUACAGUUACUUACGAAAGCAAUCAGCCCAUGACAGUUUCAUUGCUGGAUUGUGACACCAUCACUCAGGCAAAAGAGAAGAUUUUGGAUGUUGUGUUCAAGAAUUCCCCAUAUUCAAGUCGUUCAGAUAAAGAUGAUCAUCAGCUCGAAUGGGAGCAGAGUUCUGGAAGGGUUAUCUCUCUGCGGGAUGAUGAUUCUAAGUCAUUAAUUGAAGGAGAAUGGAGGAAGAUUAAUACACUGAAAGAUUAUGAGGUGACCGAUGGUGCUACACUGAAACUUGUUACUGGACAAAGAUUCUUUUGCAGCUCAACGGACUCUGAGUUAAACAAAAAGAAUGUACUGCGAGUUGGCUUCAGUCCUGCCGGAAGUUACAGCCCUUUGGCAGCUAUGAAUACGGAUGGACCAGAUGAGGGUGGCAAGCUGUGGCAUUUGGUUAAACAAAUGGAUUACCCAGCUGAUAGAGCAGAAGAUGAUCAUAACAGCAAGUUCUUGUCAGAGAUUUAUCUAACUAGACUGUUGAUGACAAAGGGUACACUUCAGCAGUUUGUAGAUAGGCUUUUUCACACUGUAUUCAUGAGGUAUCGCCGUGGCUGCAGCUUACCUCCAGCUGUCAAGUUCCUGUUUGAUCUGCUUGAUACACAAGCAAGAGAACUCAACCUAUCAGAUCCUGAAGUCUUGCAUACAUGGAAAAACAACAGUCUGCCAUUGAGGUUCUGGAUAAAUAUAGUUAAGAAUCCUAACUUCAUAUUUGAUGUUUGCAAGUCUGCUAUUGUUGACUCAUGUUUGUCUGUUGUUGCACAGUUGUUUAUGGAUUCCUGUUCUGUGUCCGAGCAUGUCCUUGGAAAGGAUUCACCAUCAAAUAAACUGCUUUAUGCAAGAGAAAUUCCAGGAUAUCGCCAAGAUGUUGAAAGGUUUUAUUCUGAUAUACAAGCAUCACCUUCCCCAACACCUCAAGAGUUGUCAAAGUUCUUUAGUGAUUUCUCUAUGGAGCAUGGUCAAGAGUUUAAUGGUGACAGUGCCCUCCAGGAAUUGUAUGAUUAUGUCAGAAAGUAUCAAGAUCAGCUGCAAGAUGCUUUGGAAGAGUCUGAAUUAUCACCCCUGGCUUCUAAGCUUGAGCAUGUCAUUGCUACAAUCUCAGAUGACUAACAGUAUGAUUUGAGCUCUUACCUCUGGUCACAUAUAACAUAAUUCAUUUCAUUAUUGGUUUAGCCAGUGUGGUAUGGCAUUCCACUGUGUGAUUGGCACAUUUCAGAUCUAAGUAAUGUAACCUUUAAGAAAAAAUCAUGGAAUAAAAAGGUAUAACAUCAUAAGUCAAAGAUUAAUUGGUUACCAACACUAAAUCAGUUAAAAAGUCCAAUGGACAGGAUAAAAACGGAAGGGGAAAAGUAAUAAUAUACAGUGCUAUGUAAGUGCAUUUGCCAACUUGAAGUAACUUAAGUAAUGAGAAGCAAGGGGACUGAAGGUCAGAAGUCCUUUUUUCUGCUAAAAUGAUUGUUCUUUCAAUGUUAAUGUGAUUGCAUUUGAAAGCCUUGAGAGGAACAUAUUUCAGGCCACACCUGGCAAAUAGAUGAAAACAGUUAGAGAAAUAAGAAAUAACUGGAUGUUUGAGUAUUUCAUCUGUCAAAACCAAGGUGCCCUGAAAAACAUACAUAUAAGCAUUUUACAUAGAAUAUCAGCUUAACUGAUGAAACCAAAGUACAUUUAAUUUAAUAUUUUAAUUAAUACCGAUGGAGAUUUUUUUUAUACCCUUUGAGGGGAAGUAUGCUCAGAGACCAAGCAUCUUUGUAUCUCCACAGUUAAAAAAAGUAAUGAAAAUCUACUCUCCAGCUUGGUUUGAUCCAGAAAUUCAGAUAAGUAUUCAAAUGGACUAAAACUUAGCCUAAGGACACCACCAGUUUGAAAAGAAGUCAACUACUUGUUUGUACAUGCAAAUUAAAGGCACUUUUCACAAACAGUUACAGUUCUGGCAUGGUUAUUAGUUACUCUUUAGAAUCUCAAAUGAAAGUCAAUUUCAGACUUUCUUAAAUACUUUUUAAUGGUGGAGAUGAAAAUUAAAUGGUUCCCAGAGUAUACUUUUCUUUAAAUUUAGAGCAAUUUCUGUGUCAAGGAGAUCCUAUUCUAGAACAAGUUCUCAGGUAAAUACUAACUGGAUGAAAUACUUUCAUUACUUAAUAGAAAUUUAUAUCCAUGGCUGGGAAAUGUUUAUUAAGUUUACCCUUCUCCUAUUUAUAUAUAAUUUAUGUUACACAAUUUAUUAUCCAACUGCAUUAUGUACAAAUAACACACAAAUGGAGUACUAAUAUCCUGCAAUAUUUUAAGGCUAUCUAGACAGUUGGUUGUUUAGCACUGUAAAAUAAUCAGUUCAACAGGUUAGGUGCACUUUGUGAGUUGUUUUAAAAGGAAAAAUAUUUGCAACUUAAACAAAAGAAGUAAGUACGAGGUGAAGCAGUUGGAUAAUAAAUAACUUAUUACAUGUUUUAGUGUGUAAUAUUUAUUUCCUGGAUAAUUAUUUACUAGUAAACUAUUGAUGGUGUUUCAGCUCUAUUGGGUCAUAUAGUAUUGUAGUUACCAUAUAUUUCAAGCCCAAGCUACAUGUAUAUUGUUUGCAAUUUGGUGAAGUUUUAUUGCUGAGCAAGGAACCUGUUAAAAGGACCUUAGAUUUUAAGUGAGCUACCAAAAACAACCAAACAAGUAUUUAGGGGCAGUGGUACAAUGGGUAAUCUCCUCUUCAACUAUGGUUCCUCUUCUAAUGCAACACCUAGAAGUCAACAUGUCUGUUAAUGAUUUUGUUGUAGCAAGCAUAGGAUCUCUCUCAGCAACUGACAGAAUGCAGCAGCAAUUUCUAUAAACUUGGAGGUAAAAUAAUUCAGUAGGUGCGAUACUGAAAUUAAUUUUGUGACUUGUAUCACCAAUGGUGCAAGAAAAUUGACUCAGGUUGUGAGAGGACUUGUCAUGUUACUAUUCCGGUAGUGGGAUUACAGUAUAAGGGGAAAUACUGUGUUAGUAUUUUUCAUCAGAUAAUGCCAGUUUGUGUAGCACUUGAACUUCCUUGCUGUAUACAAAUUCUCAUUUCCUUAAGGGUCCAUGAUGAGUUGUUAGUGGUAGCCUGUAGAGAUUGAAGAGAUGUCUGCUUGUAGAUUUAAUUGACAAACAUGGUUGUGUUGAAUUUCCUCCUUUCUCCAAGACAGUGCCACAGACAUUUAGGGAGAAAUUAACAUUGAUCUUCUUAUUAAUAUCAAUGUCAAUAGCUUUAAGUGAGAACUGUUAAAAUAGAAAUACCGGUAGUUUCAAGGAAAAAAGUUUGUUUGGUAUAUUCUUGUUAAGGUUUGCUUAAAUACAGCCACUGGUGGGACUAAAGCAUUGUCAGGCAUAUAAACUUUGUGUUUCGGGUUGGAGUGGCUUUAUUUUCAUCUAAGUAUUACUUGAAUUGUACAAACAGUUGGUAAUGCUAUUGUAAAUAAAGUACCUGUUUUUUUUUUUA
Messenger RNA from Stylophora pistillata, 8179 nucleotides. Its product is annotated as plexin A3. Lineage: Eukaryota; Metazoa; Cnidaria; Anthozoa; Scleractinia; Pocilloporidae. Gene Ontology annotation, cellular component: semaphorin receptor complex; plasma membrane. Gene Ontology annotation, molecular function: protein binding; semaphorin receptor activity. The record is from RefSeq and is a predicted model, not a curated record. Gene Ontology annotation, biological process: semaphorin-plexin signaling pathway; regulation of cell migration.